UUCCUCUUCAUCGGCCAGCCAAGGAAAGUCACCUGUCUUCUCCGACAAAUGGUCUUCACCAUUGUUUUCUCAUCUGCCAUCUCUUCUGUGUUGGCAAAAACCAUCACUGUGGUGUUGGCCUUCUUGGCCACCCAACCUGGGAACAGGCUGAGGAAAUGGCUGGGGAAGAGUCUGGCCAACUCCAUUGUCAUUUCCUGUUCCACUGUCCAAGUUGUCAUUUGCAUCACCUGGCUAGGACUUUCUCCCCCAUUCCCGGACUCUGACAUGAGCUCCCUACCUGGAGAGAUCAUCUUGCAAUGCAACGAAGGGUCUGUUACUAUGUUUUAUUCUGCCCUUGGCUACAUGGGCUUCCUGGCUGCCAUCUGCUUCACGGUGGCUUUCCUAGCAAGGAAAUUGCCUGGGGCCUUCAAUGAAGCCAAGCUGAUCACCUUCAGCAUGCUGGUCUUCUGCAGUGUUUGGGUGUCCUUUGUGAGGAUAGUGGCUCAGUCCUGGGGCACUAAUUCAUAA
Molecule: messenger RNA, 507 nt
Organism: Zootoca vivipara (common lizard)
Lineage: Eukaryota; Metazoa; Chordata; Lepidosauria; Squamata; Lacertidae
Source: RefSeq, a predicted model, not a curated record